AUGUCCGGCGCUAAGCUUAGACUUGGAAGUAUUGCCCCCGAUUUCGAUGCUCAAACCACCAAGGGGUCUAUCAAGUUUCAUGAAUGGCUAGGCAACUCGUGGGGUAUUAUCUUUUCUCAUCCUGCAGAUUUCACCCCUGUUUGCACUACUGAACUUGGGGAAGUCGCUCGUAAACAACCCGAAUUCGAGAAGCGUGGCGUUAAAGUGAUCGGUAUUUCCGCUAAUGACCUCAAUUCUCACGAAAAGUGGAUUCAAGACAUUAAUGACUUUGGAAACAAAGUUAGUCACCCUAACGAUAAGACCGACGUCAGCUUCCCUAUCAUUGCGGAUGCAGACCGUAAAAUUUCCACCCUGUACGACAUGCUCGACGCCGUAGACGCCACAAACGUAGAUGCAAAAGGCCAACCCUUCACCAUCCGAACCGUCUUCAUUAUCGAUCCCAAAAAGAUCAUUCGCCUCACCAUCUCCUACCCAGCCCAAGUCGGUCGUUCGUUCGAUGAAAUUCUCCGUGUAGUCGAUUCGCUUCAAUUAGGCGACAAGCAUAAAGUGACGACGCCUGUGAAUUGGAAGCAAGGAGAUAACGUGAUCGUUCAUCCAGGUGUGAGCGAUGAACAGGCGAACGAGCUCUUCCCUGCUGGGUUUACGAAGCACUUGCCUUACCUUCGUACAACUGCCCAACCUGGCAACUAAAUCAUUAAACGUUAAGAGGCUCGUCACUCUUAAAUAAAACAUUCUUCUUAGUCAGAAUAAAAAAAGGGCGAACCCGUUCUGACUUCUAUACUUGCCCGUUUGUUUUGUUGUAUUCUUUCCUAACCCAUCCGUCUGUGCACGGUCCGGUUGUGCCACCGUGCAGGUCGCAGAGAAAUGAAAUUAUCAGUUUGCGCAUUGACAUUGUUGGCG
Messenger RNA from Cantharellus anzutake, 900 nucleotides. RefSeq names its product thioredoxin-like protein. Bases 1 to 690 code for a protein of 229 amino acids. The record is from RefSeq and is a predicted model, not a curated record. The transcript is spliced from 4 exons. Gene Ontology annotation, cellular component: cytosol; mitochondrion. Gene Ontology annotation, molecular function: peroxiredoxin activity. Gene Ontology annotation, biological process: cellular oxidant detoxification; cell redox homeostasis. NCBI's taxonomy places the organism in Eukaryota, Fungi, Basidiomycota, Agaricomycetes, Cantharellales, Hydnaceae.